Messenger RNA from Gadus macrocephalus (Pacific cod), 4127 nucleotides. RefSeq names its product ubiquitin specific peptidase 48 (gene usp48). The record is from RefSeq and is a predicted model, not a curated record. The transcript is spliced from 28 exons. Gene Ontology annotation, biological process: protein deubiquitination. Gene Ontology annotation, molecular function: cysteine-type endopeptidase activity; cysteine-type deubiquitinase activity; protein binding. Gene Ontology annotation, cellular component: cytosol; nucleus. Lineage: Eukaryota; Metazoa; Chordata; Actinopteri; Gadiformes; Gadidae. The coding region runs from base 157 to 3318 and encodes 1053 amino acids.
AUAUUUAUUCUUUUAAAUGAAAUGCGUAUCGGGUUGUAUACGCUUGAUUUUGACUCGUUAGCAUAGUUCUUGUGUUGUGCUAACCUCCAAGCUAGCGCUAGUGAUGGAUAUUAGUUUGAUUUAAAGAGUUCCAUUCGAUACCGCUCGGUUACGGUUAUGGCGCCCCGUUUGCAGCUGGAGAAGGCUGCCUGGCGGUGGGUGGAGACCGUGAAGCCGGAGGACAUCGGCCGGGAACACGUAGAGUUAUCUUAUCGUGUGAAUGUGCCCGCCUGCAGAAGAGGGACGUGCAGGAGGAAUUGUAAAGGUAACCCUAAUUGCCUUGUGGGUAUCGGAGAACAGGCCUGGUUGGGAGAGAUCGAUGAAAAUGCUUUCCACAACAUCGAUGACCCUAAUUCAGAGCGUCGAGACAAGAACACAUUUGUGGGCCUGACAAACCUUGGAGCAACUUGUUAUGUUAACACAUUCCUGCAAGUAUGGUUCCACAACCUAGAGCUGCGCAGGAGCCUCUACCUGUGCCAAAACCCUCGCGCCCAGGACCACAACAUCCAACUAGAUUACGAACCUGAGUCCAUUUGCGAACAUCUCCAAUAUCUAUUUGCACUACUGCAAAACAGCAACCGAAGAUACAUUGACCCAUCGGGGCUGGUGAAAGCACUGGGGCUGGAUACGGGGCAACAACAGGAUGCCCAGGAGUUCUCCAAACUGUUCCUGUCCCUGUUGGAAGAUACCUUAUCCAAACAGAAGAGCACCACUCUCCAGAACAUCAUUCAGCGCCAGUUCUGCGGCCAGUUCUCCUAUGUUACUGUUUGUAACCAGUGUGGCCGAGCAUCACCCCUUCCGUCCAGAUUCUACGAGCUGGAGCUCAACAUCCAAGGCCACAAGAACCUCAAUGAGUGUAUCACAGAGUUCCUCAAGGAAGAGAAGCUGGACGGAGAUAACCGCUACUUCUGCGAGAGCUGCCAGAACAAGCAGUGUGCCACGAGGCGCAUCAAGCUGCACAGCCUGCCGCGCACCCUCAACCUGCAGCUGAUGCGCUUCGUCUUCGACAGGACAACGGGCCACAAGAAGAAGCUCAACACCUUCAUCAGUUUCCCUGAGCAGCUGGACAUGGGGCCGUUCCUGGAGACCCCGCAAGACCAGCAGUGUGUGUACGAGCUGAGUGCUGUGCUGAUCCACCGGGGCGUGAGCGCCUACUCGGGCCACUACAUCGCCCAUGUGAAGGACGCCCGCACCAGCGACUGGUACAAGUUCAACGACGAGGAGAUCGAGAAGAUGGAGGGCAAGAAGCUGCAGCUGGGCAUUGAGGAGGACAUCGCGGAGACGGUGAAAUCCCAAACAAGGAAGCCCAAAUGCAGCAAAGGCUACCACUGCUCCAGGAACGCCUACAUGCUGGUGUACAAGGUCCAAGAGGAGGAGAGCACGGACCCCACCGCAAACGACGUUCAAGUGCCUGGCUUUCUACAGCGGCUGGUGGACCAGGACAACCACAAGUUUGAGGAGUGGUGUACGGAGAUGGCGGAAAUGCGGAGGCAGAGCGUGGACAAGGGCAAAGCCAAGCACGAGGAGGUCAAGGAGCUCUAUGAGCUUCUGCCUGUGCAAGACGGCCAGCCGUACGAGUUUGUCCCCCUGGAGUGGCUGAAGAAGUGGCUGGACGACUCCACUGCCACCAAAGAGAUGGACAACUCCCUCUUUCUGUGCUCGCACGGCAAGCUGCACCCGGACAAGGUGGGGGAGGCCAAGCGUGUGUCCAUGGCUGCUGCCCACAUCCUGUACCAGCGCUACGGGGGCGGGCCCCGGCUGGACGGGUCGUCCCUGUGCAGGGAGUGUGUGAGCCAGCGCUGCAGGGUUCUACGACUGAAGAACCAGCUCAAUGAGGACUACAGAGAGGUCACCAACCUGGUGAAACGCACACUUGGCAGCGGUGAGGAGGGCUACUGGGUUGGCAAGUCAUCUCUGCGCAGCUGGAGACAGCUGGCCAUGGAGCAGCUGGAGGAAGAUGAGCAGGAAACCAUGCAUGGCAGUGGACAGACCAACGGACAGGCAGCACACAGCCGGAUUAAUAAAGAGUACGGCCCCCAUCUUCCAGAAGACUCAGAGGAAGCCAUGAAGACCUUUAAUGAAGACAUCCUCUGCACACACGGGGGUCUGAGUAUCCUGGAGACGGAGAGGAGACUUGUGCCCUCGGCGGUGUGGAUCAAGGUCCGGGCCUAUUUCCCCAAAGCCCCAGAGUUCACCCAACGCCAACUGCCCUGUGGCCAGUGCCUGACCCUGGAGCAGGAGGAGAAGGAUAACGAGGCUGUCAGCAAGAUGAUGGCCCAAGACCAGAAGAACCAGCUGCUGAACCUCUUCCAGGAGAAGAACCGGCCUCUGCUCACCAAGUGGCCUCAGGGCACAGAUACUCUCUUCAUAGUGCCAAUGUUUUUUGUGGACGAGUGGAAGAAAUUCAUCAGGAGGCCCACCAAGUCAUCCCCAGUGUCCAGUGUGGGCAACAGCCUACUCCUCUGUCCCCACGGCGGCUUCAUGUUCACCUACGAGUCCCUGAUCAACGGGGACUUUCAACAUGUAGCUUUGCUCUGGCCUAGCGAAUGGGAGGUCAUCAGCAAACUGUUCAUAGUGGACCAGGCGAUCUCCCUCCACUGUUCUGGCCCGGAGACGGCGACGGGCACCACACCGCAGUACACCACACAGCCGGAGCUCUGCUGGGAGUGUCGAGAGGGCUUCAUCUUCCAGCAGCAGAGGGACCUGAGGGAGUACACACAGGCCACCAUCUACGUCCGCAAGGUGAUCGAGGACAAGGCGGUCGUAAAGGAGGCCGCUCCCGAGCUCAACGCCAGCAGUUCAGAGGCGGAGCCAGAGGAGGAGAAGGAGGAGCUCCCCAAGGCCGACGGAGAGGGAGAGAGUGACUUCAGCCAGAGUGAGGACGGAGCGAAGCGAGCCAAGAUGAGUGACGGCAGCGCCGCCACGCUCAGCACGGGGGCCAUGAUCAUGGGGCGCUCGGGGAGCAUCCGGAGGAGCACGCGGCACAGGAAGCUCCGGGGAGAGAAGGCCCUCAUCGUCUCAGCCAGCCAGACCCUCAAGGAGCUCAAAAUACAGAUCAUGCACGCGUUCUCUGUGGCACCGUUUGACCAGAAUCUCUCCAUUGAGGGAAAGGGUCUCACUGACGAUUCAGCCUCUCUGGGCAGCCUGGGAGUCAUCCCCGAGAGCAUCGUCUGUCUCAAGGCUGAUGAGCCCAUAGCAGAUUAUGCAGCCAUGGAUGAUGUUUAUCAGGUGGGGAUGCCUGAAGAAGGAUUUAAAGGCACUGGGCUGCUGGGCCACUGAGGGGAACCGACGCUUUGCUCCAAGCAGAAAUUGAACGAAAAUCAAAAAGCUUGAACUUGUCAAGUGUCCAUACACAAGUGCUUUAAUUUGUUCUAACGAUUAUUUUUUUUAAGUUUAGGUAGGUUCUUGUAUAUAAAUAUAUACAUGCAUACAUAUAUAUAUGUAUGCAUGUAUAUAUUUAUAUAUAAACUGUGACUGUGUUGCAAACCCACUGUUUUUCUGUAUAUUCAAAAAGAUUGCUGGCUUUUGAUAUUUAAAGAACCUAUAACAUUUUUAUUUAAAGACCGUGUUAGGUUUUCAAGGACUUUGUGAUAGUGGUUUUUGACCUUAUUAAUAGAAACGGGUUGAAGAAGAUAACAUUUAUCUUCUAGUCAGGAGCUUGGCGCCGUAGUUCUGUCUCUUUUGAGAAUAGGUUGGUCUUAGACACCCGUUUUUUAUUUUAUUUUUAUUGUAAUAUGACAAAUGUAAUUACAAUAUUAUUUUAGAUUUGUGCUAUUGAAUAAGCAAGUGCUCCAAGUGGCAGUUUCACUCCUGUUACUGCUGAUUCUUCCAACCAUGUUUAAUAAAAUGCACGAGUAACUGUUAAGUAUUAGAUAUAAACCGCUUUCCAUGUUUGAACAUUUAUUACCUCAACAAGUAAAUUAGAAAUAUACUCAUGUGGCAUUUAAAUCUAGCUGCACAGUGUGUUGAUGUUGACUCCAGCGGGACGGUUCAUGAUUCACUUGGUCUUUGUCUAACUGAAGACAUGGUUCAUGCAGUGCUACACUGCUCUCAAUUUCAUAUCCACAAUAAAGAUAUUGUUUCCAAAA